This is a messenger RNA of Sporothrix brasiliensis 5110, 1056 nucleotides long. RefSeq names its product CCR4-NOT complex subunit CAF16. Lineage: Eukaryota; Fungi; Ascomycota; Sordariomycetes; Ophiostomatales; Ophiostomataceae. Bases 1 to 1056 code for a protein of 351 amino acids. Gene Ontology annotation, molecular function: ATP binding; ATP hydrolysis activity. The transcript has a single exon. The record is from RefSeq and is a predicted model, not a curated record.
AUGGCCGAUACGCCGCCAGCGAAUGGCGCCGCUGCCUCGACGACUGAUUCGCCCGUUAUCCAGACAAAGGGCCUGACGUACUCGUUCCCGGACUUCAGCACGGGCAUUUCGGACAUUACACUCGACCUACCCGCCGGCAGCCGUACGCUCCUGAUCGGUGCCAACGGGGCCGGCAAGACGACGCUGCUGCGGCUGCUCGCCGGCAAGCGCCUCGCGCCCAAGGAGAGCAUCCGCAUUCAGGGCGUGGACCCGUUCUCGCGGGGUCUCGAGGGCGUCACGUACCUUGGCCUGGAGUGGGUGCUCAACCCUGUCGUGCGCCGCGACAUUGGCGUCGACGAGCUGCUCGCGUCCGUCGGCGGCGAUGCCUACCCGGCGCGCCGCGACGAGCUCGUGAGUGUCCUGGAUAUUGACACGUCGUGGCGCAUGCACGCGGUCAGCGACGGCGAGCGCCGCCGAGUGCAGCUGGCCAUGGGCCUCGUGCGCCCCUGGCGGGUGCUGCUGCUGGACGAGAUCACGGUGGACCUGGACGUCUGGACGCGCGCCCAGUUUCUCGGGUGGCUGCGCCAGGAGUGCGAGCGGCACCCGGACCGCGCGGCGGGCCUGCCGCCGCCGACAAUUGUGUACGCGACGCACAUCCUGGACCACCUGGCCGGCUGGCCGACGCACCUGGUGCACAUGCACAUGGGCACGGUGCGCGAAUGGGGCCCCGCGUCGCGGUUCCUGGACGACCCGACGUACGUCCAGCAGCGACUGCUCAAGCAGCAGCAGCGGGACGCGGCGGCUGCAGCCAGCAACAACAACGAGGUGGACGGCCGGCACACGGGCAAGAACAGUCCCGCGCUCAGCAUGCUGGGCGCGUCCGGCAACUCGCGGCUGGGCGACUUGGUGCUGGCGUGGCUGCGCGAAGACCUGCGCGACCGGGGUCCGCGGAGCCAGAACAAGCGCGGGCCGGAGGGCCUGUCGUACUUGGUGCAGGGCAUUGGCGGGUACGGCCUCGAAGUGUGGUCCAAAGACGACGGUGCGCCGGACAAGGUAGAGCGGCCGUCCGAGGAAUAA